This is a messenger RNA of Actinia tenebrosa (Australian red waratah sea anemone), 7344 nucleotides long. Its product is annotated as general transcription factor 3C polypeptide 1-like. Gene Ontology annotation, biological process: 5S class rRNA transcription by RNA polymerase III; transcription initiation at RNA polymerase III promoter. Lineage: Eukaryota; Metazoa; Cnidaria; Anthozoa; Actiniaria; Actiniidae. The record is from RefSeq and is a predicted model, not a curated record. Gene Ontology annotation, cellular component: transcription factor TFIIIC complex. Gene Ontology annotation, molecular function: DNA binding.
AACACUGAAGAUUUUCUUCAUUCCUCGCAAGAAAAUAUUGAAAAUCAUGACUUAAAAUUUAAAAUGCUAGCCAUUUUUUGCCGAGUUUAGAAUAGCUAUGGAUGCUCUUCUCGUUUGUGCAGAGGAAAUAGCACUGGAGGGGCUGGAAGGCUGCCCAAUAGUUCAGCUGUGGAAUGACCUAGAGAAGACAUCAUUCCCAUUUCCACUUAAGCUGGAUGACUCUGCCAAGAGCUACUUAUGGACAGGAAUAGUAGAGGCGCUUGAUGUUUCUUUCUACUUACUGGACCAACCACUUCCUCGUAUCUUCUCCAGUAUUGAGGAUAAAAGCAUGAAGAAAUUCCUGGAUAGCUGCAAAAAUUUGGAUCUAGAAGAGCAUAAUAUUGAUGUGGCCAUGAGCCAUUACAGUUUGGUUAAUGAUGGCAAGAUAAGAGGAUCUUGUCCUGAAUAUAAAAAUAGAAAAGAUGUGACAUCUGAAAUAAGAAGUGCAUCAGGACAGUGUGUUAUAACUCUUGAAGAAGCACAAAAAAGGUUUGGAGACAGGCUUGUGAUGGUUGCAUCACAGGACAUAAGAAAUAGAGUUCUGGUGCCAGAGGAUGUUGAUCCUAAUGUAGUCUUGAGUGACGUAGAAUACUGUAUCCUGGAGCAUGUGGGUCAGGCAAGAAACAAAGGACGACUGCAACGAUGUAUCAAUAUCUUCCUGAAAAUAGAUUCUAAAACAACUUUUCAUUUCUUGAAGAAGAUGGGCAAGAUUGGUCUUGUAACAAAACAGAAAUUUGUUGCACAUAAUAUGCUUUCAACGAACAUUUGCUCCAACAUUAUAAAACUCAAGAAAUUUCACUCCCCCUACUACCACAAAUAUGAUGUGUUGGGACAUCAGAUAUGUCAAAAACUGCUGGAACAACCAGACCACACAAUGGCACUGAAAGACCUUAGGAUAUUUUGUGAAGAAAGCGGAACAAGAGAACGCAUCUUCAAGAGGGUUCGUCAAUACCUUCAAACUUCAGGUCAUAUAGAAAUAGUAAUGAAAAGGGUUCCAAGCAUAGCAAAGACAAACAAAACUAGACCAAAUAGAGGAAACCUCAGACACUAUAUUAAAGUCAUUAAGCCUUUUCCUCUUCCURAUGGCAAACAAGAUGAUAAUGAUGAUGACGAUGAUGAUGAGGAAGAUGAUGAUGAUGAUGAUAACAUUCAGAUUUGUGAUGGCAACCCUAAUUUGGUGGUUGAGUUUUCUCUUUUGAAGCAAAUGUACGACUUCAUUGAAAGUAAAGCUGAACAUGGAAUACGAAAUAUGGACAUUGACAAGGCCCUAAAGAUUUCUCAUUAUGAACGUCGUGCCCUGGUGAAUAACCUUGAAAAAUCAGGUUAUAUCAAGCCAGUUUUGACUUAUGGUGGACGGCAGUCAUUCUUAAGAUAUGUUGCAACUCCAUAUGAAGAAGCCAGUACCCAUUUAUCAAAGUUACUUGCAGAGGAAAAAAAGUUGGAUGCCAUGAAAACUUUUGCUGGUACUGGKAAAACUUCUCCUUCAGUGGGGACUCCCUCUCAGACACCGUUAGACUCUCCCUGCCCUUCACCUGGCCAGUCCACACAAUCCACAGAAAAUACGGAAAUCAAAGAUACAACCAUGGAGGAAAAGAAACCAAAGUCCAAGUCUGCUCUUGCUGGUAAGGUAACUUAUCGAACACUGAAGAGGAACAACUUUAUCAUUGACUUUCUGAAAAAAAAAAAGGUUGUCAAGGGAUAUCUCCCAAUACUUAAGGCUAUCCAAGAAGCUGAGGAAAAGGAAGGUUUGGAAAGCAAGAUGGAUCGUGUUUGUCUAAAAAGGUCUCUUGCUAAACUACUUGAUGAUGGACUAAUCAAGAGAAUGGCUACUGUUAUUAACAUCAAUGAAACCAGCCAUAAUGUUGAAUUCUAUCUAGACAUAUCAGUCAGCCCUCAAGACUCAGUUGUGAAAGUUGCUAUUGAUCAAUGCCGAUUUAGAAUAUAUGGAGAGGCAAACAAAUCAAAGGCUCCAAGUAAAAAGAGAACCAAGACAGAAACUGAUGGACACAAAGAGGAAGAUGAAGUCGAGGAUGAAGACUGUGAUCCAGACAAGAUUAUCUCAGAUCAUAGCUUAAGGUAUAGAUAUGGUUACCUAGCCAAGUUCCCGCGCAUGCGCCUCCUCCAUGAAUAUCUGUGGCAGGUGAUCUUUGGCAUCAAAGAAAGAAAUCAARAAAAAUCCAAACCCAAGUCUUCUGGAUCUGCGGACGCUGGAUCUGUAAAAAAAGAGAGUAAAACAAGUGAAGUCAAAAAAGAAAAGUUGAGCUCGGGUGAAUUUGAUUCCAAAACUCAUGAUUAUGACUGGAUUCAAUACCUGGAACCAUUUGCUUUAUAUGACAUGCCGUUAGGCUGGUUCAAACUGAGUGAUGCUACUUCUAUUAUGCCGCUGUCUGUGUUCUGUAACAUCAUGGGUAUUGUCACAGAGGUUGAUGGUCUUGAUGAAUAUUACAACGACCCAAAACUAAGACAUACGCUUUUUAAAGAUCUACCAAAUAAGAUGCAAAGACUACUGAAAUAUAAAGGACGUUACAAGCAAAGUCUCUGUGAUAUUGUUAGUAAUUUGAUGUGUGCCGGUCUACUGACCCCUAAGCAACCUCUACCAAAUGAAAGAUUGAUGACAGAGGUUCAUUUCAAUAGAGGGGCAAUAGUAGUAGACACUUCUCCUUCGCUGCCAAACUUUAACCGCACCCGAGAACCCCCCGACCACAAGUUUUCCUCCAAGAAGUUUUUGUUUGAUGUCUUUGGUAAUGUACAGGCUUACUGGGAUGAAGUAAUGUGUGUUGCUCUCAACACGCCACUGGGUAUGCGUCGAGCUUACCAACUUCCCCGAGACAGGAGAUGGUUCAAAUUUAGCUACUGUGAGGCACCAGUCAUGCUGGAGGACAACAUCAUCCCUCCACCUGGUGACGGCAAAGGUGCUUGUGGUUUUGAUACAUUUCUUCAUGCUCAUAUCGCCAGAAACUGGACUUUUAGUGGAACGCCAUUGAAGUAUGACAUUGGAUUGUCAGCACUCAAAAGCGUUAGGAUAAAGGAUGUUGAACCGCCUGCGAAGAAGGCAAAGAAAACUGGCAAAGAAAGUUCUAAGAAGACGAAAUCCAACGAGGCUGACAAACCAAAACCAAAGAGCAAGUCGAAACGGCCCUCAUUUGAGGAUUUGAUAAUAAGACCUCCAAAGAAGCCCAGAAGCGUUGGACCAAAUAUAAGAGCACCUUGCUUCCCUGACAAAAAGCAACAGAAGCAGACGCAGAAUGCUAGCAAACAUCUAAUUUCAGUAGAUGAUGUCGAUAGAGAAGCAAUAUCUAAGGCCAUAGGAUUGCGGAAGAGUUUCUCGACAGAUAUAGACAAAAUACUUAUUCUUUGUAGGAUUGGUCUUGAGAUCAUGAAAAAGACUUCAUAUCGCAAUCCCUACCCAUUCCAAGACAUCAGGAAUAUUGUGCACGAAUACUGCGAGGAUGCUUCUGAUAAAACAGCACCCAAUUGUCAACAGCGACUUCUUCGUCUGAUGAAAAAUCCCAAGAAUGUCACUACCGUCAAUGUUUGUGUGGCAGAGUAUUCUUCUAGUAAAGAAUUCUUGGGACUAGACAACCCAGAGCUGCCCUUUUCUGAGACCUUCCAUUCUCUCGUAACUAGAUUAAUCGAACUCUCAAGGACGCGAGUUGCUUGUCUGGAAGACACUUCACAGUUAUCGUCAACCUUGGAUGAAUUAUACAAGAGGUUUUAUGYACAAAGGCUCACUCUCCCUAGAGAGGUAUUGCCACUUUCUGCAGAUAUUUCAGUCCUUGGGCCUCCCAUCCAAACAGUUAGAGACAUUCGUGUGUCUGUUGCCAGAAAUGUCAUUCAGAUGGCAUGUCAUUCAGAACAAGCCAAAUACAACCAUUUAGGAGUCUUUAAACUAUUUGAUGAGUUAAAUAUGGAUGAAAAAGAAGAAGCCUUUAGAGAAUUGCAGAAGACUGGUUUGAUCAUUAGAAGGAAAGACUUGUCCUCCGUCACGAAUCUUAGAAGAACACUGCCGUUUGCCCCGAUAUCUGUUCAGUUAUCCUACAUAUACAACCAGCACUUCAAGCCCAAAAGUACUCAGCCAAGUACUUUCGAUGAAGCCAUUCAGUUUCUUAGACAUUUUAAUAAGUCAUCAGAAGAACCGUUAACACAGGCUCGUCCAACACCCAUCAAGUUGUCUGAGGAAAAAGUAGCUGGUGGAGAUAUUGCUUGUAUCCUGUCAUUACUUACUGUGAACGAGAUAACUGUGGAGAUCCAUAUACCUGACGAAAUACUCCAGACAGACGAAAAGCAGCAUGUCAAUUUUCGCACAAAGAAGAAAUCAAUCAUUUCUGUACCAUCAUCUUUGGUCACUCUAAAACAACUGUCUUCAAAACAGAAAAAAGUUGCAAAGAAAGGUGAAUUUAUUGAAGGUAAAGUGGCUAGCAAGCCGAAACCAAAUGUCAAGAAAGCGAGGAAAACUGUGAAGAGAAAGUCAGAGAGUGAAAGGCCUGGUAGUAUAGAGGAAGACAGAUCAGAGCRCAGUGCCGAAUCAUCGGAGGAUGGGACAAAAAUAACGACAGAGAAGAGAACAUCAGGAAGUGAAGAAACUAAUGCGGCCGUAGGGUGGAACAAACCAGAAGGCGUUAAAAAAAUAACAGACGUUAGGGAAGCAGAGACAAAAGAAACGAGGAAAUCCGAAAGCAAACAAGAUGGUCCUGGGGAAGAAAAUACUAAAAGCAAACCAGCACGCGAAAGUAAUUCAACAAAAGACAAGUCAAAAAAAAACACUGAUAGAAUCCAUUCAACUGAGCACGAGUUCGUUAGACCCAAAGAAGUGUCUAAGGAGAAGGCAAACAAGAAAGACAACACACAGCAAGGCGUGGUCGUAGAUGCACAAAACCUACAGGAGGAUCCAGCAGAACGAAUUCAAGUAAUUGGCGCUUCGGGUGUCAUAAAAACCCCAGCAUCAACUAAGCAGGUCAAAGAAAAAGAGAUAAAACGAAAAAUGGAAGAAAAAACGGGAAAUGUUCAAGGAGGAACUGAGGCAAAUGAAGAUACAGAAGAUGAGGCACUAGAAGAUCCUUUUGUGGAUAACCAAUCAUUAAUUCACUGUAAAUUUAGCACCACCAUUGAUCUGUCAUCCAUGGACCACAAACUGUUCACCACUGACUAUUGUUCUGACACACCCAGUACUCCUUCGGUUGAUACAGAAAAUACCAACAUCACCAAGACACUCAAACGAGUAGGACGAAUGAAGAGCAAGGGUCUCACUGCACCGAUACUAUUAACCAACUCUAGCGAAGUUGCCUUAAUCAAUAAUUGCUCGUUAUUUAUUAGACCAAAGGUUACCACUGGAAACCAGGGUAACGUCUGUGACAUUGACGUUCCCAUGGAUACACAAAGAAAUAACCAAUCACUUGAUAUUUUGUCAUCAUGCUCACUUGACGUCAUUCUUGAAAACCCACCAACAUUGAAUGCAUACUUAGAUGCCAAUAAUGAAUUCAAUGCAAGUGAUAUAAAACUUUGCACUUUAAUAUGGGAAGCAGCGAAUGAGAUGAAAGAACUGGGAACAUCCAUGGCAUUGCUCAAGCAAAUAUUUAAAGAAAAGAAAGUGGUCCUGGAUCAAGCUUCUUAUUCUCUAGACCAACACUUGAAAAAACUCUGCGAUGCCAACCUGUUGUUACAGGUUGGAAACUUUGAGAAACGAUAUGUGUGUCCAAGCUUUGCCAGAAACUGGUGCAUUGAUUUCAUGAAGAGUAAGAUUGCCAUGUCCGAAAAGGGCAAUGAAGAUGGUGUCAUUCUAUAUGGAACAUCAUCAUCCACUGGCAGCAAAUCAUCAGCAGGUGCAUCUGUAACAGAAAACCCAGACACUUCUGUGAUGACUGAAGCUGCAACAGCUCAAGAGUAUACUACACAACCUGCAUCAGCAUCAUCAACUAUUGUCCAGGCAGUGACAACUGAGCCUGUGACUAUGCAACUGGCUUCUGAAGCAACACCAUCAACUACUGUCCAGGCAGUGACAACUGAGGCUGUGCCUACACAACCAGGGGUUUCUGAAGUGACAACAUCAACUACUGUCCAGGCAGUGAUAACCGAGUCUGUGCCUACACAACCAGUGACUUCUGUAGCAACAUCAUCAACUACUGCCCAGUCAGUGACAACUGAGUCAGUGCCUGCACAACCAGUGGUUUCUGCAGUGACACCAUCAACUACUGUCCAGGCAGUGACAACUGAGUCAGUGCCUGCUCAACCAGUGGUUUCUGCAGUGACACCAUCAACUACUGUCCAUUCAGUGACGAUYGAGUUUGUGCCUGCACAACCAGUGGUUUCUGCAGUGACACCAUCAACUACUGUCCAGGCAGUGACAACUGAGCAAGUGGAUACACAACUGGUAGCAGGAACAUCCUCUGCUGUUCAUACUUCAGCAUCUGAGUCAGUUAACACUGUGACAACCCAAUCAGCAGAUGCAAGAUCAUCACCAGGAGUUGAAAUGGCAAAUGAUGAAAAGCCUGAAAAAACGGCACCAACAGAAACACCCUCUGCAAGCUUGACAGAGACAGUUCAGAGUUCAUCCCAAGAAGAAACUGAUAACUCAAGUAAAAUCAAUCCUGGCACGCUCACUAGGCUGUUAGAGGAGUCAGAAGCAAUCCUAAGUCGUCCAUGGUUAGAGAUAAAUGGGAAAAUCAACACAGUGUUCUUGAAGCCUAUCAUAUCUGCAAUAUUAUCCGAUAUUAUGAAUAACCCUGGAAUCAGUCAAGUGUACAUCGCUAAGAAAUAUGUAAACAUAAUAAGACCAGUUUACUUUACUGAGCUUCUAGAGUACCUUCUAUCAAUUGGAUGCAUUACCAAGCAUACAUUAUCUGUGACAAAACCUUCAAGCCUCUUUUCUCCCACAGUUACACAAGAUGCAGAGACAAUUAUUUAUUAUCUGCCUGUGGUGAACUGUAUUGUCACUCUCGCAAAUGCAGUUAAGAAAUGGUCAURAGAAAUAAUCCAAACCAUAUCCUUAUAUACACCCACACAAAACUUUUUGGGGUAGAAAUAAUAACCAACUUUGGAUUCCAUUCUGGUUGAGUGGUCAAGAACAAAACAUUUUGAGUCAAGAAUCCAGAGAAACAACAAAUAUAAUAAUAAUUAUUGUCUUGAUGCCCUAUAGCCUAGACUUGGAAUAUUUAUUGCUUGAUCACUCAUAAACCAGGAAUAAAAGCCUUUAUAUAUCAGAGAAUUUAUUGCACAUAAAGUGGCCUCAAAAGUGUUGCAGUAUAGUGAUAGUAGAAAUAAUCUUUAUAAAUUCUUUUUCAAUAAAUGUUAUUUAUUAAUUUUGAAAAA